CCGGGCCGCGGGCUUUUCUUCUCCGGCCGAGAGGACGCGGCAGUGACACGGAGAAACACUGGAAGAGAGGUGCAAGUAUUUGAAGAAAUUGGCAGGAGCAGAAGAAAAUUAGGUACUGUGGAUUAUUUUGAGGGGAAGGAAGAUAGUAACUUGGGAUGAUGCUCAAUCAACUGAGCCACUCCAGCCAGCCCAACUCUUAAGAAUUGUCCACAUUGAGUCUCCAGCAAUUCAUCAGUUACAGUUCAGGCUUUCCUACUACUCAUGCAUUGGCUCCUAUGGCAGUUUCUGCUUGUAUGUCUCUACUCUGGUUUCCAAAUUUUCAAAGUUUGAUUGGUCCAAAAGACAUUGUCCUGAUUGGUCAGCAUAGAGCUGCUCUGGAUGGUUGGAGCUGUGCAGACAUUGUGUGGACAGUAAUGACCUCACGUUUCCGUUUGCCUGCUGGCAGAACUUACAAUGUACGAGCAUCAGAGUUGGCCCGAGACAGACAGCAUACAGAAGUGGAUUGCAACAUUCUUCUUCUGGAUAACACUGUACAAGUUUUCAAAGUUAGUAAACAUGAUCAGGGGCAAGUUCUGUUGGAUAUAGUCUUCAAACAUCUUGAUUUGACUGAGCGUGACUAUUUUGGUUUACAGUUGGCUGAUGAUUCCACAGAUAACCCAAGGUGGCUGGAUCCAAACAAACCAAUAAGAAAGCAGCUAAAGAAACUGCUUUUAUUAAUUCUAGGAGGAUCUCCUUACAAUUUGAAUUUCAGAGUCAAAUUUUUUGUAAGUGACCCCAACAAGUUACAAGAAGAAUAUACAAGGUACCAGUAUUUUUUGCAGAUUAAACAAGACAUUCUUACUGGAAGAUUGCCCUGUCCUUAUAAUACUGCUGCCCUUUUGGCUUCAUUUGCUGUUCAGUCUGAACUUGGAGACUACAAUCAGUCAGAAAACUUGCCAGGCUACCUCUCAGAUUAUUCUUUCAUUCCUAAUCAACCUCAAGAUUUUGAAAAAGAUAUUGCAAAAUUACAUCAGCAACAUACAGGCUUAUCUCCUGCAGAAGCAGAAUUUAAUUACCUGAAUACAGCACGUACCUUAGAACUCUAUGGAGUUGAAUUCCACUAUGCAAGGGAUCAAAGUAACAAUGAAAUUAUGAUUGGAGUGAUGUCAGGAGGAAUUCUCAUUUAUAAGAACAGGGUACGAAUGAAUAUCUUUCCAUGGUUGAAGAUUGUAAAAAUUUCGUUUAAGUGCAAACAAUUUUUUAUUCAACUUAGAAAAGAGUUGCAUGAAUCCAGAGAAACCUUAUUGGGAUUUAAUAUGAUGAACUAUAGAGCAUGCAAAAAUUUGUGGAAAGCAUGUGUAGAACAUCACACAUUCUUCCGUUUGGACAGACCACUUCCACCUCAAAAGAAUUUUUUUGCACAUUAUUUUACAUUAGGUUCAAAAUUCCGGUACUGCGGGAGAACUGAAGUCCAGUCAGUUCAGUAUGGCAAAGAAAAAGCAAAUAAGGACAGGGUAUUUGCAAGAUCCCCAAGUAAACCCUUGGCACGAAAAUUAAUGGAUUGGGAAGUAGUAAGCAGAAAUUCAGUAUCUGAUGACAGGUUGGAAACACAAAGCCUUCCAUCACGAACUCCCCCUGGGACGCCUAAUCAUCGAAAUUCUGCAUUCACACAAGAGGGACCCCGGUUACGACCAUCUUCAGUUGGUCAUUUGGUAGACCAUGUGGUUCACAUUUCCCCAAGCGAAGUAUUUGGAAAUCACAGAUCUCCAUCUUCAACACAAGCUAACAGCAUCAUUCUGGAAUCAUCAUCAUCACAAGAGACCCCCGGGGAUGGGCAGCCUCCAGCUUUACCACCCAAACAAUCAAAGAAAAACAGCUGGAACCAAAUUUAUUAUUCACAUUCUGAACAAGAUUUGGAAAACCAUAUUAACGAGGCAUUUGAUGUUCCAUCUUCCCCUGAAAAAUCUACUCCUAAUGGUGGUAUUCCACAAGAUAAUCUGGUUCUAAUCAGAAUGAAACCUGAUGAAAAUGGAAGAUUUGGUUUCAAUGUAAAGGGAGGAUAUGAUCAGAAGAUGCCUGUGAUUGUGUCCCGAGUAGCACCAGGAACACCUGCUGACCUCUGUGUCCCUCGAUUGAAUGAAGGGGACCAAGUUGUACUGAUCAAUGGUCGGGACAUUGCAGAACAUACCCACGACCAGGUUGUCCUGUUUAUUAAAGCUAGCUGUGAGAGACAUUCUGGGGAACUCGUACUUCUAGUCCGGCCUAAUGCUGUCUACGAUGUAGUGGAAGAAAAGCUGGAAACUGAGCCAGACUUCCAGUACAUUCCUGAGAAGGCCCCACUAGAUGGCGCCCAUCAGGAUGACCGUUCCCUGCGGGAAUCAAUGAUCCAGCUAGCUGAGGGGCUUAUCACGGGAACAGUCCUGACACAAUUUGAUCAACUAUAUCGAAAAAAACCUGGAAUGACAAUGUCUUGUGCCAAAUUACCUCAGAAUAUUUCCAAAAAUAGAUACAGAGAUAUUUCGCCUUAUGAUGCUACACGGGUCAUUUUAAAGGGUAAUGAAGACUAUAUCAAUGCAAAUUAUAUAAAUAUGGAAAUUCCUUCUUCUAGCAUUAUAAAUCAGUACAUUGCUUGUCAAGGGCCAUUACCACACACUUGUACAGAUUUUUGGCAGAUGACGUGGGAACAAGGCUCCUCCAUGGUUGUAAUGUUGACCACACAAGUUGAACGUGGCAGAGUGAAGUGCCACCAAUAUUGGCCAGAUCCCACAGGAAGUUCAUCCUAUGGGUGCUACCAAGUCACCUGCCACUCGGAAGAAGGAAACACUGCAUAUAUCUUCAGGAAGAUGACACUAUUUAACCAAGAGAAAAAUGAGAGUCGUCAACUCAUUCAGAUCCAGUAUACAGCCUGGCCUGACCAUGGUGUCCCUGAUGAUUCCAGUGACUUUCUGAACUUCGUUUGUCAUGUACGAAAUAAGAGGGCCGGCAAGGAAGAACCUGUUGUUGUUCAUUGCAGUGCUGGGAUUGGAAGAACUGGGGUUCUUAUUACUAUGGAAACAGCCAUGUGUCUCAUUGAAUGCAAUCAACCAGUUUAUCCACUAGACAUUGUAAGAACAAUGAGAGAUCAACGAGCCAUGAUGAUCCAGACACCUAGUCAAUACAGAUUUGUAUGUGAAGCUAUUUUGAAAGUUUAUGAAGAAGGAUUUGUUAAACCCUUAACAACAUCAUCAAAUAAAUAAGGAAGCAAAAAAUCUGGAGUAUGUGUUAGAAAACUGCUUUCCAAUUAUAUUCACUGUGCCAUAAUACUACUUACAGGAAAUGGCAUCUAAACAAAAAAUGAAGAACUGACAAAAACCGAAAACUUCAGCACUGUUGCACUUUAUGUUUUAAAAAAGUCACUCUCAAAACCUAUAAUUCAUGUGUUUCAAGACUAUUUCAUGCUUUGUUUCGAACAAAUAGUGAAUAACUGAGUAUGUUCAGGGUAACUUAUGAAAUUUUGUAGUGGUGCCAUGCAGACCCCUACUGGAAGAAUUGCCACAAACAAGACUCAGAAUUCUGUCAUCUCUGUUAUACACCUGUACUUUGAAAGCAAAAAGAAGUAAACAUCAAGAGUCAGCUCUGGUGUUUGCAGUGAUUCAUGUACUUACUGUGUUACUUGAUUACCAGAUUUUAUUUUUUAAAUUUUAGCAAUAUCAUUUUCAAUAUUAGCCAAUACACUGCCUAUGGAUGCAGCACAUCUUUCCCUUCACUCCCCCUGUAGAGACCUGCUGUUCAUAAGAAGAAAGGUGGAAUUUGCUUUUCCCAGGAAAUGCUGCACAUUGUCCAUUUACCAGCAUCUUACAGAAAAUAUAAAUAUGAAUCUACAAAUUUUCUUGAAUUUAAUAAUGUAAUAUAUUUACCAUAAGGUUGGCUUAUUCCAAAUCAUGUGAUUUCAUGUACUUAAUAUAAAGGAAUGCAUGUAUUAUGUCUUAACCCCGUAAGUGCCUUGAGACAUCUUUGUAUGUCUAAUGAAGAGGCACUCAUUUGACUCACUAGGAGGUAUGUGUUUAUACUGUACACUUACAUCUUUACACAUUUUUAAUCAGUUCACAUUUGAAAAUAACUUCUUGUAUUGAGAGGUAUGCAGUCAAAGAAGGGUAAGGAAAUAGUGUUUCUUACUCAGACCUUCUAUUUUGUCACUGGAAGCAAAGGUAAUUUGUGUUCUCCUGAGAGCGUUCUGCUGCUAUGGAAUUGUUUAAAUCUGCACAUUCCUUUCCUGAAAGACAAGGCUUACAGUUUAGCAGCUCAAGUUAAAAGUUGCUUUAUUCUUCAAAUUUAUAUUUGUUUUAUCCCUCACUUUAGAAAUGGCAUCUAAUAUGCACAUUAAAGUUAAACAUAUUGAUACUCUAAGCUAGGGUUAGACCAGUUAGUUGCUUAUUUCUAUUACUAAUGGAAUUAUUACUCUUCAGCAUUCAUUUCAGUUCAUAUCACAUUUUGUUCACACUAGUCUAUUAGUUAGGAUACUCCAAACAAGGAAUGAAAAACAUUGUUUGACUUGUUUCAGAGUAUAAUCCCUCAGUUACUGAAAUGAAAUCCUUCGGUAACUGAAAUGAGGAUUUUUCCGGUCAUUUUUGUAUAUUAUUAAGUUACUCCAAUUUACAUAUAGGUUAUAAGCAUAUUAAUUCAUGGAGAAUGUUAGCUGUCCUGCCUGAUGGAGGACCUGAUGCCCUUUUAGGACUUGUAUAUGUUCCUUUUCAGAUGUUUUUAUUUUAAUUUUUAAGUCUGUAGGGAGAUAGCAUUUUAAAAUUGCUAUUUUAAUUUAAGUGGAAAUUUGCUCACCUAUUGAAGUGUUAUAAUUACACAAUUAUUUUAUAUGGAUUAUGGUUGAAAUUGACUUUUACUGGUAUUUUCUGAAUAUUUCAGAAUAGUAUUGAUAAAAUUUAGGACAUUUUAAGAUGCCAUUUAGUAUGAGGAGGGAAAUGUACAUUUUAAAAUCUUCAGUAUAAUCUAAAUGAUGUUCUUUCAGAUAGUCAAAAUCCAAAAUAAUAAAUUUUAGGAAGUUAAGUCCUAAUCAUUAAUAGCCAAGACACCAAAUAAAUUAUUAUUAAAAUAUUUUAAGUUUUCUAAAAAGAAUAGUAAACAUAACCAGUAUGUCUAAGAGAAACUCUUAUCUAUUUCUGAAUUUUAUAGUCAAGACAAUAUAAGAGUAAAUAAACUGUAGUUUUAUUUGAACAUUCCAUUCUCUGACAGCAGGUAAAUGUAAUAUAGGAUGCUAUAUGAUAUGAUGAUCAGUUGAAAAGUGAAAUCAUGUUCAGGUCUACAUAAUUAAAAACAGGGCAGUUUUUUCACAUGAAUUAAAAAGAAAAUUGGUCUGUUUUAUGUGGAUAGAAUAUGAUUAAAAAACAAAUGAUGCAGUUGUAUAGAGAUAAACAGAUAAGUGGCAUGGUUGGCAUGUUCUUUAGGGCUAAAUGUUUAUACUUCUGAGAUUCAUAAUUGUUGGCAAUGAGCACUGCUGCCCUUUUUAACAGUUAAGGCCAGUGUUUAAGUCCCGCAUAUAUCAAUUGUUCAUUUGGGAGGUGUUCUCUAUCAGUAUUGUGAUGUACAAAAAAAAUGCUUUUAGAGGCACAUUUAUUGGGGUAUUAAAUUUUAAAAUAUGCUAAUUAUGCUUCCCUGUUCACUCAAUAGAUACGACUUUAUCCAUUAUACCUAAGAAUUUUUAACCUGCUUAUUGAUCUAUGUAGGGUUCUAGAAUCAUCCUAGCUUUGGUACACCAAGUAGGUCUAGAUUUCACUCAUAUCAUGUAACAUCAAGUGAUAAAAAUGCCAGAUUUCUUGUAUCUAAACUACUGCCCCCUCCCUUUACCCCCAGUCAAUCAACAUUGACUGUUACUCUCACAAGUAGAAAUAGUUAUUUGUGAACCAGGGGCUUUUUUAAAGGCUAAGAAAUGUUUGUGAAAACCUUUCCUCUCUGAUUUACGGUGGUUUUAUGAUGUUCAUCUCAAAUGUAUGUUGGAGCAUCUGAUUUGUGUCAGCACUCACUACACAGGAUGAGGAAUCUUUUGGAAUAGACUUUACAUUCACAAAAAGGAUUGGCAGUAUUUGUUAGCUGGUGCACUCAUUCAAAAUAGUUGCAGAGUAGCAGCAUCUGUUUUGAUUUUCUUUGUGUGGCCUCCUUUUUAACUGUACAGUUGUCUAUCAUUUGUUGGCAGGUCUGAUCAGGUCUAAUCAGGUAUUUGAGCAAAAGCCUGUUUCCACUGGCAGCACUAUGUACAUUAGAGAUUUUAUCUAAUUUCACUGUUAUUUUAGGCAACGUGUGAUUAUCAUAAAUUCUCAUGAAUUUUAGGGUUUUAGCGCAAGCAUUAUAUUUAAGCAGUGAUUUCACUGAUGUCACUUAGUUUAGAAAAUAACUAGACUUUUCGAAGUGGUCCUCAUUGGGACCUGAUCCAGUUUGCUAGCCAUGCUUCCUUGACAAAUCAUAAGCUUUUGUGAGGUAUUUAAGCUGUAUGUGCAGUGUAAAAACAUUCUAAGUGCAAAUUAGAAGGCUAAUAUUUAAAAACACAACAUAAAACUAAGAUUUAGAAUAUAUUCCACUUGCAAUCAAUUUAUGUGCAUAAUAUGAACAUGUAGUAGAAUUUUAAAGCAUUAUUUGUUUUAUAAUCUUACUAGGAAGAACGAAGGAAACAAUUUUUAACAGUGUUCUAUUUAAUAUCUGUGUUUUGAAUGUUUAAAAUAUUCUGACGGCAAGGUUGCCAAAGUAGGUUUGAAUUCAUAAAAAUUAUUUAUACCACAGUAAUAUGGGGUAAGUUUACAUCUCUUUCAUUUGUUGUGAUUAUUUUGUAGUUCAGGUGAAUUUUGAUUUAAAGUCCCUUAGAGUAAUACAUUAUGGUAAAUAUUUGUUGGAAUAAACAUCUCUUAGUAACAUGACAAGACCAAGAUAAAUUAUGCCACAGUGUGCUUUUAUGUAAUUGUCACAUCCACAAAGUGACUUUAUUAACAUUGCUUACUUCCCGUUUGCUUCAACUAUCCCACCACUGUCCUUGCAGCAUUUGUGUUUGUUGUUUCCUCCAAGUGAAAUAGCUCUGUUCAUUAAAACCCACUGGAUUAAUUGAAUCAAAUAUCAGAAUUACUGAUACAUUGACAAAAAUUUAUAGGUGCCUCAGUGUGAUCACAACACAAGCAACCAUUUUGUAAAGUUCUUUGAGAGUUACAUAGAAACACACUUACAUAAUAAAACAUUUUAGGGCUAACUGCUAAUAGAUAAUUUCAGCAAUUUUAUAAAGAGCUCGUGAAAUGAAUCUCUAAAUUGAAUUUUGGGGGUUCAGCUUUCUUUACAAUAUCUACAACUAUCAUCAACACCAUUUUUUGUAUACAGAUUUCAUUCUUAGUAGCAAUUACAAUAAGCCUUUCAAUGUUAUCAAAAACUAGCCCUAUUUCAGUCAGAAAUUAGACAUUUUAUUUCCAUAAUCUUGGUGAAAAUACCAAUUGUUAUUUCUGUUUCCUAUUUAAAUUUGCUGCUAUUUAUUUGCAUGUUUUUUUCUGUGGCAGUUUCCUGUUGAUUUCUAAAGUUUAAUAUUCAUUGUUUUCAUUUUAGUAAUGCACGCUAAAUGGGCAGCCAGAAGUAGUAUCUGCUGGGGUGCAGUUCAUCAACGCUGACUAUAAUGGCUCAUUACCUAAAUAAGUCAGCUGAUCUUUUUUAAAUUUACAAAGUGAAAGGUAUUAGUAAUGGUUCAAGUUAAAGGCUACAAUUUUAGGGGGAAAUCCUAAUGUUUAACUUCCUGAAACCUUUCAAAAUUUAAAGUACAGGAAUGAAAACGUUUUAAAACCUUGUACUCAUAGAAGUUUUAGUUAAAUACUGUCAAAUUUUCCUAUUGUAGUAUAAAUGAUAUAGAAAAUAUUUUUCUAUGGGCAAAAGAUUGAAACUUAACUUUUACUUUGUUGUUUAAAAAGGAAAAAUGAUAUGUAUGUCUCAUGCUGUAAAAAAAAAUGAAUGUAUCUUUUAAUGUUAUGAGAAUUGUGACUUGAUUAUAGGGAUACUCUUUGGUUUAAAAAAAAAAAAAAAAAAAGUCAGUGAGGGAUUAAAAAGAAAAGGAAGAGUGUAUUCCAUUCCAUUACAGAAAAUUCAAUUUUAGAAGAAAAUGUAAUUUCAUUAUAAAGAAGAGCAGUCAUUGCCCUAACCAGUUUGGCUCAGUGGAUGGAGCGCCAGCCUAAGGACCAAAAGGUCCUGGAUUUGAUUCCGGUCCAGGGCACAUACCUUGGUUUCAGGCUUCUCCCCCAACUCUGGCCCUGUCAAGGGCUCCUGCAGAAGAAGGUAACCAAUCACUGUUUCUCUCACAUCGAUGUUUCUCUCUGUCUUUCCCUCUCUCUGUCACUCUCCCUAAAAAUCAAUGGGAAAAUACCCUCUGGUGAAGAUUAACAAAAUAAGUAAGCGCAGUCAUUGUUGAGGCAUAUUUCAAAUUAAUAUGCUUUUUUUUUUCAUUUUUGCUUUGUUUUAGCUCUAGAAUAGGAACUUUCAAGAAAAUGUUUGCAUACUGUUUUUAAAUGUAAUGCAACUGAAGUCUAGAUUUCUCCAGUGUGAAAGGUUCAUUUCGUGUGAGGGAAAACGUUCUGCUGACUUGUUGAUCAUGAAGGAAAGUUCUCAGGCUUUGUCACUUCUGCAGCUGCAAUGAGGACAUCACCGUGAGAGAUUGACUGAUGAAGCCAGAAAACCAUGCCUAAGAUCCAGCAUGGUGAAUUGUGCAGAGGCCGCUGACGAAGAGUUUUGCCUUUUUAUUCUCAGUAUCAUACAGAUAAGCCCAACUCUGACUUGUCUUAAAUGUUUAAGGGUUAAGUCAACUGAGCAAAACACAACCAAGUUCCCUUCCUUCCUCCCCUUCACCCCUCGUCCCUUGUAUUUUAAGCUAACAUCUUUAGGUAUGAUGGACUUGUUCAACAAUUUCUUUAAAGGGUAGUAUUUAUUUGUUACUUAUUAAACUUGACUCAGUGGGGCCUUGAUUCUUUUGACACCUCGCUUCCACCCUCCAACUUGUAAAACAAAAUCAUUACUUUCCCUUUCACAGCUGAGUCUUUGUGAAGUACCCUGAGCAACUGAGGUGAUCUCUUCCUUCAUUAACUUUUGUUAACAGUUAUUAAAAGAUCAGUCUCAGGGCCCUUUAACCCUGGGAGUUUCCAAAUUUAGUGAUAUUAUUUGUGACAACUUUAAAAUGCCACACUGCUAAAGGAAAUGGUCACCAAAAAGCCAUCAAAGGGGCUCACCCCUGCUUACAGUCUUAGUCCCAAUAGGCACUGAUUGGUGGUUUUCCCAAAUCUACUGUAGUCACAGUUGAGCCCAUUUUACCUUAUACUUAAAAGAAGCUUUUAGUUUUUACUUUGAAUUAGUGUUCCAGUUAUUUGCCUUCCUGGGCAAGAAAAUUUCAACCCAAUUCUGGGAUUCUCUUGCCCCCAUCUUUAGUGAUUUGGCAAGAUUUUUCAUUUUUUCUUGUAUUCUGUAGAGUAGGCCAUAUUUUAAUACUGAAAUUGAUUCCUUGAAUUUCAAAUAGGAGCACUUUAUUUCAUGCUUACUACUGACUUAAUUUAUGCAUAUAAAAAUAUCCUAGGAGUCUUGUAAAUAUGGAAAAAAUGUAAUGGGUUAGUAUGUAGAGGUCAUUGGAUUGGACCCAAGUUUAAAUGCUUUACAAUGAUCCCUCUCUCGCUUUUUUAAUGAUCUCUUGGUCAUUUGAUAUUUAAAAGGUAACUGUGUGAUAUUUAGCUUUUCCGCUUCUCUGUGAUUUAGUACAAUAGAGGCUGCCCCGUUGACUGUUGUUGCUGGACACUGAGUUCUCACCUAGCUUCGGCCAAGUCAUUUCUGCUUUGCAUUUUUGUACAUUACAUAAAUAUGUUUGUUUAGAUUUGUGUUAUACUUAGGGGUAAAGUCAAAACUUCACCACAAGUUGAAGGGGGCAGAAACCUGACACAUCAGAUACGUGUCCAGGGGCAGGUUUAAGAGAGUGAAGGCAGUUUACAUUAAGCUGUUUUCACUUUCCUGUCAUUCGAAUAUAUGUGCUUAAGAAACUAAAACUGCCCAACUCAGUGUUUCUAUAGCGCCGUGCCGUUGCACUUACAAUCUAUGUUGUAAUCUUUUCCAAUAAGAAAAGCUACUCUUUAUUUUCUGCAGUGUAGGCUUAAUUUUAUGACAAGUAGUUUACUGUAUAUUCAUUGGUGGUGUUUAUAAUUCUAUGUAAGGGUGUUUUAAUUUGGAAUUGUUUUCUUGUAACAGGUGCUAUAUGUAAAUAUAAAGGGCAAAAAGUAUCUUAAAAGUCUAGUUUAUUUCCUAAUUAAAACAUAGUUUUACAUUUCUGCUGCCAUUUCAUAUUUCACUGUACUGAACUUGUAGCAAAUGGAAUUAUCUCCCUAAUUUUUUAAACUAACUCCUCUCCCACCCUACAAAAAUAUAUCUCCCUAAAUAGGGUUUGUCCCCUAAUUAAGAGGCAAAGAAGCUUAGGGUUGUUUUUGUUUUGUUUUUUUAAUGUGUAAGCUUGAAUUUGGUCAACACUGGGUAAUUUGAAAUCACUGUGUUUGUCAUGUAACUUACUGAAUGCUUGAAAGGCCUGUGUAGCUAUCUGUUUUAAUAUCAGUGGAAUUAUAACCUCUACUGUUAAUUCAUGUAAAAUACCUAGAAUACUAGCAGCAAACAGGAUUAAAAUGCAUUGAAACUGUUUUAGUCCUAAGAUGACUUAUGUUAUAUAAAAUGCUGUGACAUGUAUUUUAUUGGCCAUUUUCAUUUGAUUGAGAAAUAGUUGUCCAGGUAUUAAUACAAACAUGAAAAAAACUCUAGCUGUGACUUUUAAUUAUUCAAUUGCUAAAUAAAGAUGUGCUUUAGUAAUUUAAA
This is a messenger RNA of Pipistrellus kuhlii (Kuhl's pipistrelle), 10818 nucleotides long. It is a transcript of the gene PTPN4, whose product is annotated as protein tyrosine phosphatase non-receptor type 4. Gene Ontology annotation, cellular component: cytoplasm; cytoplasmic side of plasma membrane; cytoskeleton. The record is from RefSeq and is a predicted model, not a curated record. NCBI's taxonomy places the organism in Eukaryota, Metazoa, Chordata, Mammalia, Chiroptera, Vespertilionidae. The coding region runs from base 276 to 3215 and encodes 979 amino acids. Gene Ontology annotation, biological process: protein dephosphorylation. Gene Ontology annotation, molecular function: cytoskeletal protein binding; protein tyrosine phosphatase activity. The transcript is spliced from 30 exons.